UUAUCAAUUCAUUUCAGACAAGAAUUCACACUAGAAAUUGAUGUGACGAGCAUUUUUUUACUUACUUACGGAGAAAUUGGUAUAAAUCGUCAUCAUUUCUGGGGAUUUUCCAUUUUCCAUCAAUUUUGUCAAUUUUUUUUUUAUUUAAAUUAAUUAAUAGUUAUAAAUGAAUGGGUCACAAGUAGGGUACAGUUAUUAAAAGUUUUAUUAAGACAACACUGCCAAAAUUUUAAAAGUUUCGGUGUUUUAAUUUUGACACUAGUGACAUUUGUGCAACAUAACCUCAAAAAGUGUGGGGACGCCGCAAUGGCAAUUCGCACUUUCGGUGAAAAACCGAUAACUUUUCAAUUGGAAGAAAAUGGGGAGUAUUAUUGCGUUGGUUCCGAAGUGGGAAACUACCUGCGCCUGUUCAGGGGUUCCCUCUACAAGAAGUACCCUGGAAUGUACCGAAGAUCAAUCACAAACGAGGAACGCAAACGUCUCAUCGAAUUAGGUUUAAGUCAGCACGUUUUAGCCAGUAGUGUGUCAUUGCUUCGUGCAUCGGAAGUGGAAGAUAUCAUCGAGGGAAAUGACGAAAAGUAUAAGGCUGUCUCGGUACACACAUCCGAUCCACCGAUGCCACGAGAAAGCAAAUCAAAGAAAUCGAUGCAAUGGGUACCGUCACUUCCCAAUUCCAGUCAUUUAGACGCUGUGCCCCAAGCAACCCCCAUUAAUAGGAAUAGAGUAGCGGCGAAGAAAGUCAGGACGUUUCCAUUGUGUUUCGACGAUACUGAUCCAGAUUUGAACAUGCAAAAUGCCGCACAAGGGGAGCUGCUAGUCCCCAUAAGGCUGGACAUGGAGAUUGAGGGGCAGAAGCUGAGGGACACCUUCACAUGGAACAAAAACGAGAGCCUCAUCACCCCUGAGCAGUUCGCGGAGGUCCUCUGCGACGACCUCGACCUCAACCCGCUGACCUUCGUCCCGGCAAUCGCCCAAGCCAUCCGCCAACAACUGGACGCAUUCCCGGCCGAACCUUCAGGAAUCAUCGAGGAGGGUUCCGAUCAACGUGUCAUUAUCAAACUCAACAUCCACGUGGGUAACACUUCUCUAGUUGAUCAAGUUGAAUGGGACAUGUCCGAGAAACAAAACAAUCCGGAAGAAUUUGCUUUGACUCUUUGUUCUGAGCUGGGUUUGGGUGGUGAAUUCGUCACAGCGAUUGCGUAUUCUAUCAGAGGUCAAUUGUCGUGGCAUCAGAGGACUUACGCCUACAGCGAGGCCCCCUUGCCUACAGUGGAGGUGCCUUUCAGGACACCGAGCGAAAGCGACCAAUGGGCCCCGUUCUUGGAAACCCUCACCGAUGCAGAAAUGGAGAAGAAGAUCAGGGAUCAAGACAGGAACACAAGGAGGAUUCGGAGAUUGGCGAACACGACUCCUGGAUGGUAACAAGUAUGGAAUAAGUUUUAAAACAUGUCCCUUAUAAUAAAAUUUCAUACAAAUGGCAUUUUAUGACAAAACUUAACAACACGAAACAUUGAACAAGCAUCAAAUAAAUUAAACAAAACAUAA
Tribolium madens (black flour beetle) is the source of this 1545-nucleotide messenger RNA. It is a transcript of the gene Snr1, whose product is annotated as SWI/SNF-related matrix-associated actin-dependent regulator of chromatin subfamily B member 1. NCBI's taxonomy places the organism in Eukaryota, Metazoa, Arthropoda, Insecta, Coleoptera, Tenebrionidae. The record is from RefSeq and is a predicted model, not a curated record. The coding region runs from base 307 to 1422 and encodes 371 amino acids. Gene Ontology annotation, molecular function: transcription coregulator activity. Gene Ontology annotation, cellular component: nuclear chromosome; nucleus. Gene Ontology annotation, biological process: chromatin remodeling; regulation of transcription by RNA polymerase II. The transcript is spliced from 3 exons.